GAUCAAAUGAAUCUCACACUCUGGAAUGGUUUUGCUCAAGCUGAAGCAUCAUCAAAUAAAAUUGCAGAGGCUCGAAAAGUAUAUUUAGGAGCUCUCGCACAAUAUCGUACAUUUCCAAUACAAUUUCGUUUUGAUGCGCCAUUGUUGCAUCGUACGUUUGCCGAAAUGGAGAUCGAACAAGGAAAUCACAAAACUGCAAUGAAUAUUCUUGUAAAUUUGACGGAGGAACAAGGAACAAUAGAUUCUAUAUCUGAAAUAGAUGUUCCAAUUACAAAAUUAUUAAGAGCGCGAAAGUAUUAUUCUCAACAAAUAGUUCGAAUUACGGAUCCUUUAGCAUCGCAGAAAGAUUUUCUAAAUUCUUUGCACUAUCAUGUUUGUUAUGCUUUAAUGGAAUGUCUUAGUCAAAAUAUACAACAAGCAUGUAAAAUAUUUGAAGAAAUGUUACAGACUUUUGAAAUAAAAUCAGAGAGUGUUAAUCAUGGAAAGUUAUUGCGAGAAGUUCUUGACAGAGCUCUUAAAUUAUUUCCUAAUAAUACGAUAUUUUUACUUUUAUACUUUCAUGAAGAAACCCGAGGGGAGCGGAUACCUCCUCUUGGAUUACAAAAGUUUUUGAAAGAGGCUUUAAAAAAGAAUCCAACUCAUAUUUUAUGGACUGUCGCGAUUUAUGAUGAAUUACAUCGUCAACAACCAUAUAAUAUUGAUCGGGUUAGAUCUUUAUUUUAUAAAUCUUUAGAAUGUUUUACUACAAAAAAUUCCAUUUCAUUGUGGUCACUCUUUAUUCAUUUUGAAAUUAAUAAUGGAGAAUUAUAUCGAGCCAAAUCUUUAUAUUAUAGAGCUAUAAGGGAAUGUCCUUGGUCAAAGGAUCUUUAUAUGAUAGCAUUUCGUGAAUUAAAGUCACAAUUCAAAACAGAUGAAUUAGACGAAAUUAUGAAUGUGAUAUUAGAGAAAGAAAUCAGAAUAAGAAUUCCUAUUGAAAAUUUUAUUACUACUACUACUACUGAUGAUGGUGAUAACAAUAAUAAUAACAAUGUAUUAUCAACAAAUGAAACAGAAACAGUAACGAAAUUAACCUUUAUUAAUACUGAAUAA
Messenger RNA from Diversispora eburnea, 1089 nucleotides. The record is from the annotation of a GenBank genome assembly. NCBI's taxonomy places the organism in Eukaryota, Fungi, Glomeromycota, Glomeromycetes, Diversisporales, Diversisporaceae.